Melanotaenia boesemani (Boeseman's rainbowfish) is the source of this 3391-nucleotide messenger RNA. RefSeq names its product DEAD/H (Asp-Glu-Ala-Asp/His) box helicase 11 (gene ddx11). The coding region runs from base 97 to 2781 and encodes 894 amino acids. The record is from RefSeq and is a predicted model, not a curated record. Gene Ontology annotation, biological process: nucleobase-containing compound metabolic process; establishment of sister chromatid cohesion. NCBI's taxonomy places the organism in Eukaryota, Metazoa, Chordata, Actinopteri, Atheriniformes, Melanotaeniidae. Gene Ontology annotation, cellular component: nucleus. The transcript is spliced from 28 exons. Gene Ontology annotation, molecular function: DNA helicase activity; ATP binding; hydrolase activity, acting on acid anhydrides, in phosphorus-containing anhydrides.
ACACUCUGUCACCACUGCUGUUAGUUGGCGCGGUUGUUGAAAAUCCGGGAGUUGAAAAUAAAAAGUCGACAGAGGAUUUUCAGAACACUGGGGAGGAUGGAAAACGGCAAGUCCAAAUUUCCAUUUCCCUACCAACCCUAUAACAUCCAGGAGCAGUUUAUGCAAGCCCUUUACAGCGCACUCGACCAGGGCAAAGUUGGCAUCUUUGAAAGUCCAACUGGAACGGGCAAGUCACUGAGUCUAAUAUGUGGUGCACUGAGCUGGCUCACAGAUUAUGAGGAGAAGAAGAGACAAGAGGCAGCUGCUCUGCUGCAGGAAGGAGAAGCAGCUCUUUCUACUGCUACUCAGUCCUCUGCCACCAGCUCCUCAACAGAGCCAGACUGGAUCACUGACUUUGUGCAAAAAAAGGCCGAACGUGAUCUGCUGUCAAAGCUGAAGGAGGAAGAGUUGAGGAGGAAGAAGCGGGAAGAACGGUUAGAAAUUAUCAGAAACAAUGCUCAGCUAAAGUAUGCAGUCAAGAGAAAGAGCUGUGAAGACGAUGAAGCAUACAAGUUGGUUCAGCUUAGUAAAGAGGAACAUGUUGAAGUGCCAGGAGAUCAAGAAGAUGAGGAGCUUAUUAUCGCAGAAUAUGAGAGUGAUGAUGAGUCAAAGAUUAAAAACAGAUUCUUUGGAGGUGAGGAUGAUGACGAUGAUGAGCUUGUGGAAGAACAUGUGACUAAGAUAUACUACUGCAGUCGCACUCACUCCCAGUUGGCCCAGUUUGUCCAUGAGGUGCAAAAGAGCCCCUUCAGUAAGAAUAUCAGUCUGGUUACGCUGGGCUCAAGACAGAAUUUGUGUAUUAACGAAGAGGUGCAACAUCUGGGCAGCGUCCAGCGCAUUAACGAUCGCUGCAUGGAGAUGCAGAAAAACAAGCACGAGAAACAGCAUCAUGAAGAGGGGGCAAAACGUAAGCGAGGCCCAGCAAAGGCUGUGUGUCCCUACAACAAAGCUUCAGCCCUGCAGCAGAUGAGAGAUGAAGUCCUGGGUGCUGUCCAUGAUAUAGAGCACCUGCUAAAGAUGGGAAGGGAAAUGCAAUCAUGCCCUUAUUACGCCACACGUCUUGCUAUUCCUCCUGCACAGCUGGUGGUGUUGCCCUAUCAAAUGGUGCUUCAUGAAGCUACUAGAAGGGCAGCAGGGGUCCAGCUGAAGGGGCAGGUGGUGAUCAUAGAUGAAGCUCACAAUCUUAGUGACACUCUCUCCUGUAUACACAGUGCAGAACUCACUGGAGCCCAGCUUUGCCGUGCCCACUCCCAGCUGACCCAGUACGCUGACCGCUAUAAGAGCAGACUGAAGGCAAAGAACCUGAUGUACAUCAAACAGAUUCUGUUUGUGAUUGAGGGGCUGGUCCGUGUGCUGGGAGGAAAAGUUGGGCAGAAUCCACAGAACCAGACUACACAAGCAGGGACAGAGAUGCAUACUAUUAAUAAUUUUCUCUUCAAGGCUCAGAUUGACAAUAUAAAUUUGUUUAAGUUACAAAGAUAUUUUGAGAAGAGCAUGGUUAGCAGAAAGCUGGGUGGGUUUGUGGAGAAGUAUGCAGGCUCAGGUGUGACACUGCACACGCAGAGCAGCUCCAACAAGGAAAACCGUCGCACAGAAGGCUUAAAUCGUUACCUUCAGACCUUACAGAGCAACCACAACUCUGUACCUGUUCCCUUAGCAGACCAGCAGGGGUCCCCUGAGGCAGACAAAGUGCUGUCUGCAUCUCCCAUGAUGCAGGUGGAGGGUUUUUUCAUGGCUCUCACCAACAGCAAUACUGAUGGCAGAGUGGUGGUGCACAGACAAGGCACUGUGUCAGAGAGCAGCGUCAAGUUCCUUCUGCUGAAUCCAGCAGUCCACUUUACUCAGGUGUUGAAGGAGUGCAGAGCUGUCAUCAUUGCUGGAGGAACCAUGCAGCCUGUGUCCGACUUCAAACAAGAGCUUCUGUUUUCUGCCGGAGUGGGAGAGGAGCGCAUUACUGAGUUUUCCUGUGGCCACGUCAUUCCCCCUGAGAACAUUCUGCCCCUCGUCUUGUGUAGCGGCCCAUCUGGUCAGGAGCUGGAUUUUACUUAUCAAAACAGAGACUCACCUCGCAUGAUGGAUGAAACAGGACGCAUUCUCUCCAACAUUUGCAACGUGGUGCCUGGUGGGGUUGUCUGCUUCUUUCCCUCUUACGAAUACUCAAGACGGAUCAUAUCUCACUGGGAGGCCAGUGGUGUGCUAACCCGACUGGCAAAUAAGAAAAAGAUCUUUCAGGAGCCAAAGAAAGCCAGCCAGGUGGAGCAGGUACUGAAUGAGUUUUCCCGUUGUAUCCAGAGGUGUGCUCUGGACAGUGGUGGACUCACAGGAGCGCUGUUGUUCUCAGUGGUUGGAGGAAAGAUGAGCGAGGGAAUCAAUUUCUCUGAUGACUUGGGCAGGUGUGUAGUGAUGGUUGGAAUGCCGUAUCCCAACAUCAAAUCACCAGAGCUGCAAGAAAAGAUGUCAUACCUGGACACACACCUGCCUCACAGUCAGGGAAGGAGCCCUGGACAAGCACUGAUAGAGAAUCUCUGCAUGAAGGCUGUUAACCAGUCCAUAGGAAGAGCUAUCCGUCACCGUGGCGACUAUUCCUCCAUCGUGCUGUGUGACAGACGGUACUCUCGGCCGGCUACGCUCUCUAAACUUCCCGCUUGGAUCAGGAAUCGCACUAACACAUGUGCAACUUUUGGUCCUGCUUUUGCUGCCUUACGGAAGUUCUUCCUGGAAAAGAAGCAGAAGAAUGCCUAGCUUUUCUCCCAAAGAGCUUAUCUUUAAAUGCUUGAUUCUACUAAGACAUUAGUAAGACAAGUAUUUUGAGAAAGCUGAAAUGCGGCAGAAAAGCAAUUUAAUAUGUACUGAUUGAAGUAAAUGUUUUCACAGCCCUUUUAUAUUCCUGAAAUUUGUACUCUAGUGAGCGCUGUUAGCUCAAACCAAUGAGAGAGACAGUUUUCUGUUUUUAUAUGCUCUUUAUUUUCCAUUUUCAGGUUUCAUUUGUUUAGCAUUUUCUGUUUAAAACUCAUUAAAGGUUAAAGAUCUCAAGUAUUUCAUGGCACAUUGUGAACAAAGAGUAUGGGGACAUUUCUCAGAGAUAAUCAGGUAUUUUGUUUUUAGUCUGGAUGUUAGAAAAAAAUGUUUUCAUCCACUUCAAAAGCCAGUAUGUUGAUUUGCAUUUCUGAGAGUUACUGUUCAGACGUCAGGCACAGCACUGGUAGGCAAACGUGACUCGUUCAAUCAGAGGUUUUAAAUAUUUAAAGAACUGAAAAAGUGUUAUGUAACGCAAAGCCUGCCUGCUAAUCAGUUCCAUCUUCUUAAUGACUGUUUUGUACAUAUUUUGGAUUUAUUAAUAAAUCUGUUUUAU